Messenger RNA from Olea europaea var. sylvestris, 1446 nucleotides. RefSeq names its product pantoate--beta-alanine ligase. The record is from RefSeq and is a predicted model, not a curated record. NCBI's taxonomy places the organism in Eukaryota, Viridiplantae, Streptophyta, Magnoliopsida, Lamiales, Oleaceae. The transcript has 4 exons. Gene Ontology annotation, biological process: pantothenate biosynthetic process. Gene Ontology annotation, molecular function: pantoate-beta-alanine ligase activity. The coding region runs from base 156 to 1112 and encodes 318 amino acids.
CUCUCCCCUACACCCCAAAAAUAAAAUAAAAUGAUUUCUCUGUUCUGUCGUCUCAUCACUUGUUAAUGGAAUAAUCUUGUUUCUUCUAUAAAUAUUCACAAACGCUUAUUGAUUUUUCUCCUGACUUCCAAAAAUCUUCGGAUAUUCAAUUUCAAAUGGCAAACAAAGAUCCAUUGAUGAUAACAGAUAAAGAUGAAAUGAGAAAGUGGUCAAGGUCGAUGAGAGCACAAGGCAAGACAAUUGGGUUAGUCCCCACCAUGGGUUAUCUCCAUGAAGGCCAUCUUUCCUUAAUUCAAGAAUCCCACAAACAAACUCACCUCACUGUUGUGUCAAUUUAUGUAAAUCCAGGUCAAUUUUCUCCCACUGAGGAUCUCUCCACUUACCCUUCAGAUUUGCUUGGUGAUAUUCAGAAAUUAAAAUCUGUUCCUGGAGGUGUUGAUGUUGUUUUUAACCCCAAAAAUUUGUAUGAUUAUGGGAAUAAUGAUAAUGGGUGUGGGGUAGGUUUGGAUCAAGAAGGGGGUAAGGUAGUGUCUUGUGUAGAAACAGGUGGAAUGGGACAUGAAACUUGGGUCAGAGUUGAAAGAUUAGAAAAGGAUUUGUGUGGGAAAAGUAGGCCUGUUUUCUUUAGAGGUGUUGCCACUAUUGUCACCAAGUUGUUUAAUAUUGUUGAGCCUGAUGUUGCUGUUUUUGGGAAGAAGGAUUAUCAGCAAUGGAGGAUAAUCAAAAGAAUGGUGCGAGAUCUUGAUUUUGGCAUAAAAGUUAUAGGCACAGAGUUAGCACGAGAUGAUGAUGGCCUUGCGAAAAGUUCCCGUAAUGCCCGCCUUUCACCUGAUGACAGGCAAAAGGCAUUGUCUAUAAGUAAGUCACUGUUUAAAGCAAAAUUUGCAGCAGAGAAUGGUCAAAAUGAUUGCCAAGAGUUGAGGAAUGCUGUUAUCCAGGCCAUACAUGAAGCCGGUGGAAAGAUUGAUUAUGCAGAGAUUGUAGACCAAGAAAGUUUGGAAAAAUUGGGAGAGAUCAAUAGACCUGCCGUGUUUUGCGUUGCUGCAUGGUUUGGAAAUGUCAGGUUGAUCGACAACAUCGAAAUCAAUGUUCAGUGUGCAUCGAGUUUUUGACAAAGUUGCUUCUAAAUUCUAAUGGAUAUCGACAGCCUGUGACAUCUCUCUAUGAAGCGGGUCGAUGUAGACUGUUAAAAGAGUUGCUAGCAAUUCAUUUUGAGGUUUUAAUUUUCACCACUUGUGUCAUUGACACUACCAUUUCAAUUCUUCUUCUCCAUACAUGUAACUUUGAUGUCAGUGAGAAAUAUAGAACUUUUGCUGUUUGUUUCAAAACCAUCUGUAGUCAGUGUCUCGGAUUACUGCAUGUUUUCAGCAAAAACUUAACAGUAUAUUCUUAUAAGGUGGCCCUUCCUUUUCAAUGUAAGAAGGCAAAGAGACCCAAUUCCUGACU